Messenger RNA from Opisthocomus hoazin, 1767 nucleotides. The record is from RefSeq and is a predicted model, not a curated record. Lineage: Eukaryota; Metazoa; Chordata; Aves; Opisthocomiformes; Opisthocomidae.
UUAGGCCGGGUUGAUGUUGACCAUGUGAUAACAAGGAAAAUGCAGCUAAUAGCAGAAGCUGAGCAAUUGAAGCCAGCUUUUAUGAAGGAAGUGGACAGUCACUUCACAGAGUUUGUGAACAGUUUGGUGGCAAAAUCAGCGCUCAUGGAUUCGUCAUCUUCAGCCCCCCUCUUCCCAGCUUCCUGUGCAGAGAAGGAACUGCAUAAAGCCAAGACCUUGAGGGCCCCUCCAGAACAUGGGAAGAUCUUUACUGCCAGGAGGUCCCUCUUGGAUGAGCUGUUUGAAGUGAGUCACAUCAGGACGAUCUACCACAUGUUCAUCGCGCUUCUCAUUGUCUUCAUCCUCAGCACACUUUUAGUAGACUUCAUUGAUGAAGGAAGGCUGGUCCUAGGAUUUGAUCUCUUGGUCUUUGUUUUCGGAAAGUUCCCAGUCGUCUUCUGUACUUGGCUGUGCAUGUUCUGUGCCACGGUUAUCAUUCCAUACCACCUCUUCGUCUGGUGGGCCCAAGGGUAUUGCAGUUCCUCCCAUCGUGUAAUCCACUCUCUCUUCUAUGGGGUGUUGUUCACGCUCUACCAGACAGCUGGGCUUGGAUUUGGAAAUACUGGAACAGAAAGCAACUGUCUUUGUUCUGUAGUCAGAACGCUACUGAAAGUGGAAUUUUCUUUUCUGAGGGAAGGAGGGGAAAGAGCACAAGAAUAUGAAGGACUGGUUCGUCUCAUAAUGAAGGCUCAUUCAUUUGUCCGGGAGAACGUACCCAGAGUCCUGUCCUCUGUAAAGGACAAGUCCAGCACAGUACCUAUUCCCAGAAUUUCUCAGUACCUGUACUUCCUCUUUGCUCCCACCCUCAUCUACAGAGACAACUACCCCAGGAAUCCCACGAUAAGAUGGGGCUAUGUAGCUACCAAGUUUGCACAGGUGCUUGGUUCACUCUUCUAUGCCUACUACAUCUUUGUGAGACUUUGCAUUCCUCAGUUUCGCAACAGUAGUCAAGAAACCUUCAAUCUCCGAGGGCUGGUUCUCUGCAUCUUCAACUCCAUCCUACCAGGUGUGCUGAUUCUCUUCCUGGUUUUCUUUGCGUUCCUUCACUGUUGGCUUAACGCGUUUGCUGAGAUGCUGCGCUUUGCAGACAGAAUGUUCUACAAGGACUGGUGGAACUCCACUUCCUAUGCAAAUUACUACCGAACCUGGAACGUGGUAGUGCAUGACUGGCUGUAUUACUAUGCCUACAGGGACUUCCUUUGGUUUUUUGGUAAGAAGUUCAAAGCGGCAGCCAUGCUCUCUGUCUUCACAGUAUCGGCUGCUGUGCAUGAAUACGUUCUGAGCAUCUGCUUUGGCUACUUCUAUCCAGUUCUCUUUUGCCUCUUUAUGUGCUUUGGAAUGGUCUUCAACUUCAUCCUUAAUGACCGUCGGAAGGGGCCCAUCUGGAACGUGAUCAUGUGGACGUCGCUCUUCCUGGGCCAAGGUGUCAUCAUUUGCCUCUACAGCCAGGAGUGGUACGCCCGCCAGUACUGCCCUACGGAAAAUCCCACGUUCCUGGACUACUUAAAACCACGCUCAUGGUCGUGUCAUGUGAAGAUGUAAAAAUGAUAUGCUCUGGCCGUGUCAUCGCAGAAAAUCAGAGUUGUCCUCCAAGUAUUUGGACCAAUGACCUAACUCAUUAUGGACUUUUUCUAAGGGAAGUUGUGCCUCCUGAUUGCUGGGGAGAAACUGUAUUUUUUUUUUUUUUAAACGUUACUGAGGCAAACCAGUUGACCUGGAUUGCAACAG